Messenger RNA from Trichomonas vaginalis G3, 249 nucleotides. Its product is annotated as organellar and viral DNA polymerase type B. The coding region runs from base 1 to 249 and encodes 82 amino acids. NCBI's taxonomy places the organism in Eukaryota, Parabasalia, Trichomonadida, Trichomonadidae. The transcript has a single exon. The record is from RefSeq and is a predicted model, not a curated record.
AUGCGAAACGACUAUGCAGAUUUAAAGAAAGAAGCAGAAAAACCAGCAGAAGAUAAAAUGAACAUGUUAGAAUUUCUGAACAAAAACUAUCCAACAGCUGACGAUUUCCUUCUAUCUGACGUCAAGAAGAAGUAUAAAGAAACUUUCGGUAUCGUUAAAACAUUCGAUGUACUAAAAGAAGAAAUUGAAGCCACGAAAUUGUUUAGAGUCAUGAACCAUCGCAACAUAUACCAUGUAAAACGCUUGUAA